AUGUCGAUAGUAUCAUUAACAGGAAUUGAAGUAUUAAACAAUCCAGCAAAAUUCACCGAUCCUUAUGAAUUUCAAAUUACUUUUGAAUGUUUGGAACCAUUAAAAGAAGAUUUAGAAUGGAAAUUAACUUAUGUUGGAUCAUCAGAUUCAUUAGAUCAUGAUCAAGAAUUAGAUAGUAUAUUAGUUGGACCUGUCCCCGUAGGGAUAAAUUCAUUUUUAUUUAAAGCUGAUGCUCCAAGUCCAGAAUUAAUUCCUGCUAGUGAAUUAGUUAGUGUCACCGUGAUAAUAUUAAGUUGUUCUUAUAAUGAUAAAGAAUUUGUUCGAGUUGGAUAUUAUGUUAAUAAUGAAUAUGAUACAGAAGAAUUAAGAGAAAAUCCACCAGCAAAAGUAGCUAUUGAUCAUGUCGUAAGAAAUAUUUUGGCAGAAAAACCUAGAGUUACUCGAUUUAAUAUUGUUUGGGAUAAUGAAGAAGGUGCUGAUGAAUAUCCUCCUGAACAACCAGAAGAUGAGGAAGAAGAAGAAGAAGAGGAGGAGGAAGGAGAAGAGGAGGAAGAAGAUGAAGAUGAAGAAGACGAUGAUGACGAUGAAGACCUUAAUGGUGAUGCAGUGGUGGAUUUGGAAAAAGAAGAAAUACUGACACCUAGGGAUAACGAUGAAGAUAUUGAGAUAGAUAUAGCUAGUGAAAGUGAAGUAGAGGAAGGUGGUGUAGAGGAAGAAGCAAAAGUAAAUACUCCAAAAGACUAG
Molecule: messenger RNA, 744 nt
Organism: Candida albicans SC5314
Lineage: Eukaryota; Fungi; Ascomycota; Pichiomycetes; Serinales; Debaryomycetaceae
Gene: ASF1
Product: nucleosome assembly factor
Exons: 1
Coding region: 1-744 (247 amino acids)
Biological process (GO): DNA replication-dependent chromatin assembly; nucleosome disassembly; nucleosome assembly
Cellular component (GO): nucleus
Molecular function (GO): histone binding
Source: RefSeq, a predicted model, not a curated record